Drosophila innubila is the source of this 2221-nucleotide messenger RNA. Its product is annotated as mitochondrial-processing peptidase subunit alpha. The coding region runs from base 142 to 1809 and encodes 555 amino acids. The record is from RefSeq and is a predicted model, not a curated record. Gene Ontology annotation, molecular function: metal ion binding; metalloendopeptidase activity. NCBI's taxonomy places the organism in Eukaryota, Metazoa, Arthropoda, Insecta, Diptera, Drosophilidae. The transcript is spliced from 6 exons. Gene Ontology annotation, cellular component: mitochondrion.
UUGACAAGAAGAAGAACAUUUUCUUUUCUUCAAAAAUAUGUCUUUGAAACAAAUUUCUUGAACGCAACAAAAUUCAACAUUUGAAAUUGUAAAUAUCGUUGAAAACGCUCAAGGCCAGAUCACCAAAAUCACCUGCAAAUCAUGAAUGUGCGCAACUUCAGUAUGCUGAAAAUGCUAAAAAACUCUUGGCGCACAUUUCCAAGACGAUUCGCAACGAAAGUAACAGCAGUCGGGGGCGAUGAAAUUGGCAGUGGUACGGGGAUUGGACAAAUAACCGGACGCGUGCGUAACACUGAAGGUGGACCACACAAGAUAAACACGCCGUCAAAAGAGAUUGUUACGCAUUUGCCACCACUAACCGAUCCACUGCCCAAUUUGCCAGACGCUAUCUACGCCGAACCGUUGGCUGAGAGUGCGACCACAAAGGUUACAACACUGAUAAACGGAUUGCGCAUUGCAUCGGAACCGCGUUACGGACAAUUCUGUACGGUUGGCCUCGUGCUGGACUCUGGACCACGCUAUGAAGUGGCCUAUCCCAGUGGAGUAUCGCAUUUUCUUGAAAAGCUUGCGUUCAAUUCUACGGUUAACUUUCCCAACAAAGAUGCCAUACUCAAAGAGCUGGAGAAGAAUGGAGGAAUAUGUGAUUGCCAGAGCUCGCGUGAUACGCUUAUAUAUGCAGCCAGCAUUGACAGCCGAGCUCUUGAGUCUGUAACGCGUUUAUUGGCUGAUGUAACUUUGCGGCCCAUCCUCAGCGAGGCGGAAGUUAGUUUGGCGCGUCGUGCCGUCAGCUUUGAACUGGAAACGCUUGGAAUGCGGCCCGAGCAGGAGCCAAUCCUUAUGGACAUGAUACAUGCAGCCGCAUAUAGAGACAAUACACUGGGAUUACCAAAGCUAUGCCCGCCACAGAAUCUGGACAACAUCGAUCGCAACGUGCUGAUGAACUACUUGAAGUAUCAUCACUCGCCGGAUCGCAUGGUCAUUGCUGGCGUUGGCGUGGAUCACGACGAACUGGUGGAACAUGUGAGAAAAUACUUUGUGGAACAUGAAGCCAUCUGGAUGAGUGAAGAGAUGGCAAACCUGGGUCCCAAGCAGGUGGACACGUCGGUGGCACAGUACACGGGCGGCUUAGUUAAAGAACAUUGUGAAAUUCCCAUCUAUGCGGCAGCUGGGCUGCCUGAACUGGCGCACGUUGUGCUCGGCUUUGAAGGCUGCUCCCAUCAGGAUCCCGACUUUGUGCCACUGUGUGUGCUAAACAUCAUGAUGGGCGGCGGUGGCUCUUUCUCGGCCGGUGGUCCCGGCAAGGGCAUGUAUUCCCGUCUCUAUACCAAAGUGUUAAAUCGCUACCACUGGAUGUACAGUGCCACGGCGUACAACCAUGCCUAUGUGGACACCGGCCUCUUCUGCAUACACGGCAGUGCACCACCUCAGCACAUACGUGACAUGGUCGAGGUGUUGUCGCGUGAACUGAUGAACAUGGCCAGUGAACCGGGCCGUGAGGAGCUAAUGCGCUCCAAAAUACAACUGCAAUCGAUGCUGUUAAUGAACCUCGAGUCCCGACCCGUUGUCUUUGAGGAUGUGGGACGUCAGGUGCUGGUCACGGGCUAUCGCAAACGUCCGGAACAUUUCAUCAAUGAGAUUGACAAGGUAACUGCCUCCGACAUUCAGCGUGUGGCUCAAAGACUGCUGAGCUCCGUACCAUCGGUGGCUGCACGUGGUGACAUCCAGAAUCUGCCGGAAAUGUCGCACAUAACCAGCGCACUUAGCUCCAAUGGACGCUCGCUUGGACGCCGCUUAUCGCUCUUUAAGUAGCGAUAAAACCAACCUUUCCCCUACCCCAAUUGAGGCGUUAAUUAAUUCGUAUUGCAUUUUGUACUAUGGGCAUUCAAAUCGAUUUAAAUUUGUUUAAAUUUGCAAUCCUUAUACAAAAUUUAAAUUGAUCCUUUUACUUUCGUUUCUGUCGAUUUGUUAUUUGAUCAGCUAUAUUUGGUAAAAGCGAUUUUCUUUUAUUUUUGGAAUGCCAAACGUUGUUCAAUAAAAUUGAACUAAACAAAACCAUUUUAUACUAGUGCAAUCAAUCGAUCUGUAUAUGAUCUGAAGCUGCUGCUUUUUCCAGUUUUAAUUAAGUUAUUAUUUGCCACAGCAAAUAGCAUAUUUAGGGCAUACUGAUAAGAAGAUUUGUUAUCUGCCAGUAUCAAAUAUAAUUAAAAAGAAAUGGAGUACA